Molecule: messenger RNA, 1650 nt
Organism: Rhodotorula toruloides NP11
Lineage: Eukaryota; Fungi; Basidiomycota; Microbotryomycetes; Sporidiobolales; Sporidiobolaceae
Exons: 2
Coding region: 1-1650 (549 amino acids)
Source: RefSeq, a predicted model, not a curated record
AUGUCGUCUCCGAUUCUUCGCCUGCCGGAAGAGCUGCUGGACUUGAUCAGCGGUUUCGUCGUCGAGCUGGAGGGAGAUGGCGUCGUCACGACCCUCGCGCUUUUCUCAACUUGUCGCCGACUCCUGCCCAGUGCUCGCCGCGCACUUUGGUCCGACCCAACACGGAGCCAGCGCCUGAGAAACUGGCAUCAAGCUCUGCACUUCCAGAACACCCUGCUCAAAAAACCGGGACUGGGCCGGCUAAUCGUGCGACUCGACUGGCUCGUCGACGUCCAGUCCGCUUUCUAUCGGCAAAAAGUCGAGGAGUUAUUGAUCGAGAACUGGACCCGGCAUCUCCUCUCGACAUGCCCCGGUCUCCGUUCGUUGGCGGUGUUCCCCUGCGUCGACUCCAAGUGGCCGGCGGAGCUUGCCUCGCUGCCGUCGCUCCGGCAUCUCACCGUCGCAGCGCGAAGCGUUGUUCCCUGGGUUGGUGAGGAUUGGAUCAAUCACCUUGACUUCCUGGGCACUCUCGACGUGUCCCGUCUGGUCUCCUUGACCUUGCGCGAUUUGUAUCUCGAGGAGCCCGACCCUAGCCCCGAGAUUGUUCUGCCGCCUCUUGCCCUUUGCCUCGAAGAGAUCGACUUGUUGCCGGAGGCGACGUGGCGUCUCCUGCCGCUGUCCUUGCGCAACGUUCGUCGGCUGACGGUCAGGCCGAGGAAUUCUACCGGCCUCGACUUCGUAACCAGCCUCAUCCCGCCGGAGCUCGAAUCUCUCGUCAUCGAGCCGCUGUUCAGCAUCGACACCAUGAGUGACAGCGUAGCCGACCAUGACGAGGAAGACAUGGACCACCUUUCCUUCCCCUUCACUGAACUCCGAGAACUUCGUUACCUUCGCCACCUCGUUCUUCGCUCCAUCCUGAUCGAUUUCGACGACUUUCAGCUCCUGACCAAAGCAGCGCCCAACCUCGAGUAUCUUGAUCUGAAGAAUAGCAGGUGGGAUGACUACUGGUGGGACCGCCCGCCCAACAAGGCCAACAUGAUUCUGUCGAACUCGCUCGACGGGCUGCCUUGUUUGCGGUUCCUCGACCUUGGCUUCCUUCCCGUCGCCAACUACCGCUCCCCGAUGCGACCUUUGACCGAGUACUGCGCCGAGCGCGGUAUCGAAUGUCAGUGGAGACCGCUCGCAGGACCGCUGCCGGGCCACGAAGAAGCGGGGAAUCCUGGCGAGAUCAUCGACCCAGGUCCGCUCGACAAGCAGGAUGAAGUCGGCGCCGAUCUUCGGCAUCCUCGCGCCAUCCUCCAGCGAGAACCGCAGCUCGGCGACGUCGACCCGUCGGACGCACUCGUUGAGGAUCCGUUCGGCUGGGCGCCUUCUUCGCGCGAAACGACACCAUUCGACGAGGUCCUAUCCAAGAGCUUCCUCGAGAACGUAUCUAACUUGUCCGACGCCGACUCGUCGUCGACACCCUCUCCACCUUCUUCGCCCGACUACCUUCCCGCUCCUCUCGACGAUCCUCGCCUCGCAUCCGAUUACGAAGCGCGCGAUACGGUCGACGAGCCGGACGAGGAGCCGUGGUGGGACUGGCGCAGACCUUGCGACUUUGAGGCGGCCGACAAGGCGUGGAUGGAGCUGGAGAAGGACGUCGAGGCUGGGACGUUUCCCUUCCCGUAG